CGCCUUGGGGUCUCCUCUUUCUCCCCCGUGUCUCUUUGAGAGUUUCUAUACAUACACCCACGUGUAUAUAUAUAUAUAUAUAUGAAUAUCUUCGUGCGCACAUACAACGCAAUUAUACCCAUUUAGCCAUGGAAAACCAGAGGGAUUCCAGUGGAGUUGAAGCCGAGGAAGAAAUUCACCAUGAGUUUCAGUGUUGCGUUUGCCUGAAUCUUUUAUUCUUACGGACAAUCUUAGCAUUUUUCUUUUGAUCUGAUCUGCAGGGAUCUUCUAUACAAGCCUGUUGUCUUAGCCUGUGGGCAUAUUUCAUGCUUUGGGUGUGUCUUCAAAUCAAUGGAUCCUUGGCAGGAGUCGUACUGUCCAGUUUGUCGGCAUCCAUAUAAUCAUUUCCCUAGAAUCUGUCAAUUACUGCACUCCUUGCUCUUGAAGUUGUACCCAGUAGCUAACAGAAGAAGGGAACAGCAGGUUAUAGAAGAAGAAAAAAGAUUAGGAUGGUCCUCACCCCAGCUAAAUAUCCACAAUGGUGUUCCCUCACUUUAUGCCACCACUUCACGUGAUGAGGUUAGUGUAAGAUCAUGUACUUUAGUUGAGGGGGAGCCUUCAGAAAUCAACGUUUCAUCAGAAAGUACUAAUGUGCCUCAUAAAGAUGAAAAAGUAUACAGUCCUGCAAAAUCAACUAUUGAAGACCCUGAAAAUGUGGCCUCCAUCCAAAACAAUUUGCUUGGAGAUAAAUGCUGUAAACUGCAAAAUUGCAAGCAUGUGCUUGUAGCUGAUUUGUUGUGUGCCAUAUGCAAGGAACUGCUCCAUCAACCUGUAGUUCUUAAUUGUGGGCAUGUAUACUGCAAAGCUUGUAUACUUCAGAGCAGUGAUAAGGUCCCUAGGUGUCCAGUUUGUCAAAGUGCACAUCCUAAUGGAUACCCGAAGGUUUGUUUGAUACUAGACCAAUUUUUGGAGGAGCAGUUUCCAGAACAAUAUGCAUUCAGAAGGGAAGCUGUAUCCAAGCAAGCUGAUAAUCAAAAUGGAAGUUCAUCAACAUGUUCAACUGAAGCCUCAAAAAUUGAUGCUCCAUCAUCUUCAAGACCUAUCUAUGAUUACCUGUCAGGACGGUUAGGCCAAGAACAACUCAAGAUUCAUGCUGGAGUUGGCUGUGAUUAUUGUGGGAUGUGCCCGAUAAUCGGGGAGCGGUACAGGUGCAAAGACUGCAAGGAGAAGAUUGGGUUUGACUUGUGCGGAGGCUGCCAUGAGAGGUCGGCGAAGCUUCCAGGGCGGUUUAACCAGCAGCACAGACCAGAACACGAGCUUGAGAUUGUAAAGCCGGAAAGCAUGAUGGCUAACGUGAUACUGCUUCAGGUUGAAGAAGAUUCGGGUGAGCAUGAUGAGUCUGAUCAUCCGGCAGACGUGGAAAGCAUCCCUUCUGCUUCCUCCAUGUCUGCUGAUUCUCCAGAGGAUGAUGGUUCAGCUGCCCCCAUUUCCUCGGACAAUGCCUUACAGGAAGAUCAACAGGCCACUCACUAAUGAUUCAAACCAUUGACAAGUUCUUUUCGGAGAGAUUAAUGCAACUUUGGGAUUGGGACUGGGAAUUGGGAUGUGGAUAGCUGAUGGCUGAUACCCUCUGGCCACCACAUUCAUUCUGCUUUGGACCUUUUUUAUUUUACGGUAAAUCUUUUUAUUUUACGGGGAUAGAAUCUAUCCAGAUAGAAAGACAUUUAAUACUUGUUUUAUAUUAUUUUAUAAUAUUUUAAUUAUAUUAAACAAAAUAGAAAGACAAUUUUAAUUUUAUAAAAA
Molecule: messenger RNA, 1782 nt
Organism: Diospyros lotus (date-plum)
Lineage: Eukaryota; Viridiplantae; Streptophyta; Magnoliopsida; Ericales; Ebenaceae
Product: E3 ubiquitin-protein ligase PRT1-like
Exons: 7
Coding region: 331-1512 (393 amino acids)
Biological process (GO): proteasome-mediated ubiquitin-dependent protein catabolic process
Molecular function (GO): ubiquitin protein ligase activity; zinc ion binding
Source: RefSeq, a predicted model, not a curated record